Molecule: messenger RNA, 612 nt
Organism: Penaeus vannamei (Pacific white shrimp)
Lineage: Eukaryota; Metazoa; Arthropoda; Malacostraca; Decapoda; Penaeidae
Source: RefSeq, a predicted model, not a curated record
AUGGCUCCGACGCCGACGCCCUCAGCUCUGAGGGUGAAGAAGACACGGAAGGAAGCGGCGGAGCGCCAGCGGCCCUCUCUUUCCGCUAAGCCUUCCCUUGCCAAGAGCACUAAGCCGGCUGGGGCCAUGAACAAGCCGACGCCGACGCCCUCGGCUCUGCGGGUUCAGAAGGCGCGGAAGGAAGCGGCGGAGCGCCAGCGGCUCUCCUCCGCUAAGCCUUCCCUUGCCAAGAGCACUAAGCCGGCUGGGGCCAUGAACAAGCCGACGCCGACGCCCUCGGAGAUCGGAAGAGCCUCGCUCUCGGUCUCAGAAGGCGCGGAAGGAGCGGCGGAGCGCCAGCGGCUCUCCUCCGCUAAGCUUCCCUUGCCAAGAGCACUAAGAUGGCCGACGCCGACGCCCUCGGCUCUGCAGGUUCAGAAGGCUCGGAAGGAAGCGGGCGGAGCGCCACGGCUUCCUCCGCUAAGCCGAAGCCUUCCCGUGUCGAGAGUGAAUAAGCCAGGGAGGCUUCAACAACCGACGCCGACGCCCUCAGCUCUGAGGGUGCAGAAGGCGCGGAAGGAGGCGGCGGAGCGCCAGCGCCAACAGGCUGUUCGAAAGCGAGGCACUCCUUAG